This is a messenger RNA of Tricharina praecox, 2470 nucleotides long. Its product is annotated as kinase-like domain-containing protein. NCBI's taxonomy places the organism in Eukaryota, Fungi, Ascomycota, Pezizomycetes, Pezizales, Pyronemataceae. The record is from RefSeq and is a predicted model, not a curated record. Gene Ontology annotation, molecular function: protein serine/threonine kinase activity; ATP binding. The transcript has 2 exons. The coding region runs from base 178 to 2289 and encodes 703 amino acids. Gene Ontology annotation, biological process: peptidyl-serine phosphorylation; peptidyl-threonine phosphorylation.
UCUUCUUAUCCUCCUUUCUCCGUAACAGCAACCAAUACAUCACAUUCUCCUACCUCUCAUUCCAACAUUCUCUCACCUCUCAUUCCACAUUACCACCGCAACGACUAAUUAACGUGACCCACUCCUGUUCGCUCUAAUUCGCACGGCAACCUCCAAAACAAAUUCACACGUCUGCGCAUGAAGUCUACAAUGGCGGAAUCCAGGCAACGCCCGCUAUCCUCCAAGUCUGGCCCGCGGUCUCGGUUCGGGACAGCGCCGCCCUCACCACAGACUUCCAGGAAACAAGUGACACCCACAGUCAAGUCCGAAGGUGACGAAACGCCUGCCGGGAUAAUCACAGCGCCGCGACUCCCUCAUCCUUCCCCGUUGGGUCUUUCUACCGUUGUCGCAAAGCAUGCCCCGCGCCCGAACGGAACCACUCGGACGAAACCCGAUUCUGCGUAUGCGAACACCAAGGCACCGACGACCUCUCCGCUGCCGUUAGCUACUAUCAUGGACGACGACGAUCCCGGAUGGACGCGGGCUGGCCAGCAACUGAGGAAGACCACUAAGCACCCCCGGCGCGACUCAGGCAACAACGCUGCCGGAGCAGCUGCCUCUAGGAUGAGGAGUAGUUCUCCUGCCUACGAACAGUCGGUCGCGGACCCGUACAUCACUCCUGUCAGGUCGAAGAGUCCUGGGGAGAGAAACAACAUAGUCGGUGUUGAAGUCGAUAAUACCGGCGAUCAUAGCACCGCCUCAGAUUCUGGCAGCAGGAAGAGGAAGAGAGCAAGUCUCGGUGCACAAAAGGGCGCCCAGGUCCAGACCACCGAUGGCCACGAUCACAAUCGCCGAACCUCACAGUUGCACAAGCCGAGAGAUCAAUCUACUCAAUCUUCGCGCUCGGAACAGAAGUUGCCAACUUCGAAUUCCCCACUGGGGCACCACCGUCCUAGCUCUGUCGGACGGGAGCCUCCGACUUCGCUGCCGCAGCCACGAUCUACCCCCACCGUACCCGUCGAGGGUGUCGAAAAUGUGCCUAGCGAUCGUCUCGUUGGCAAAGUUCUCCUUGACAGGUACAACAUCAAGAACAUUAACGGAGUUGGGAACUUCUCAACUUGCUACAACGCCUUCGACACGGUCGAAAAAAAGUGGGUCGCCAUCAAACGGUUCUUCCCACAGUGGGCGGGGAUCGGAACUGCCGAAUGGCAUAUUGUCAGCGACUUCAAAUUCUCUUCACGCAUCGUCAGUGCGAUAGAGUGCUUCUGGACGGAGGAUGAUGAAACGGAUGUUUUCCAUAUAGUUAUGGAACCGCUGUGCGCCGACAAGCCGAUCGAACUGCCGGAAUGUGUCUGUGACGAAAAUCACGCGCCGAUUGCCUGCCCCCGCCGGCAUCGCGCGCUCGCCAAGAUUAUGGUCCAGAUUCUUUCCGGAUUGGCCGAAGUUCACGAGUCGGAUAUUAUCCACGCCGACCUGACCCCUUCCAACAUGCUUUCGACGAUGGGUUCGGGUAUGGGUGUCAAGUUGAUUGACUUUUCCAAUGCCAUCAGGAAGGAAGGGUGGGCCGGCUACGAGGAGGAUUACGGCGUGCAGACACCGUGCUACCGUGCUCCCGAGAUGUUGCUCGGUAGUGGCCCGGUCGGCAAGCACAUCGAUAUCUGGAGCGUGGGCAUCAUUGCCCUGCAACUCCUCUUUGGAGAUGACGUUUUCAUUCCUGGCGGCAUUGAAGGGGGCGAGAUAAUGCGGACUCCGCUCGAGGGACGUGACGCGGCAAUUCGACGACUCAUUGACGUCUUUGGCUCCGUGAAGUCUUGCGAGGGCGGCAGGUAUUGGCUCGGAGACUACGUCGGCCUCAGCACUCGUUGGGGCUGGGAGAAGGGAAAGGGCAAAGUCCGCUUAUCCGACCAGGCCGGUGUUCUCGGCGGAUAUCUCGCGCGCACCCAAGAUGUAGGAUUAGCUGCCUGGCUCACGGGAAUGGUCGAGGUGGACUGGAAUCAGCGAUCGACCGUUGAGGACGCCCUCCGAAACCCGUGGCUGGUCGACACGCUUCUGGGCAAUUUUGGCCGUGUUCUGAUGCGUCCUGGGCCGUCUCGCGCCAGGGUGGAUCACGAGGAAGAGGAAGUCCGUCGAAGGGUGAGGAGAAGACUGUCACCAGAGGUUAGAGACUUCGGCACUCAGGCUUUCUCGUCCUCGCACGGACCCCCGUCACCGAAUGCACAACAUGACAAGCUUCACCGGGAUAACUGGAACAGCUUCUCCGAUGAUGCUGAGGAUCUCGACGAUCAGGUGAAUCUCGUGGGCGGUGGGUAGGGAUGAUCGGCCGAGGGUGCCGUGCGCUUGUAGGAUGCGCUUGUGUGAAUGUGAACGUGAAUUUGUUGCGGUUGCGGUUGCUUUGGGGAUUCGGGCGAAAUGGGCGUUAUGGUUGGCAUGACAUGGGAUUGUGAUUUACUUUGACGUAUAGUUUGUGCUUCUUUCUUUCAAUAUUCCGAUU